Messenger RNA from Sciurus carolinensis (gray squirrel), 2861 nucleotides. It is a transcript of the gene Ttc14, whose product is annotated as tetratricopeptide repeat domain 14. The coding region runs from base 137 to 2452 and encodes 771 amino acids. Gene Ontology annotation, molecular function: nucleic acid binding; protein binding. The transcript is spliced from 12 exons. The record is from RefSeq and is a predicted model, not a curated record. Lineage: Eukaryota; Metazoa; Chordata; Mammalia; Rodentia; Sciuridae.
GAGGUGAACUUGUAAGCGCUGUGUUUCCGGCGGCUGCUAGGCUGCUGCCUCAGCCUCCGGGAUCACCGGUUCAAGCAGUAGGCACGGAACUGGGUCCUAGCAGCCCACCGGCUGUCGGGCCCCGCAGCCUCUCAUCAUGGACCGGGAUCUUCUACGGCAGUCACUGAAUUGCCACGGGCCGUCAUUGCUCUCCCUGCUGCGGAGCGAACAGCAGGACAACCCGCACUUCCGGAGCCUCCUAGGGUCGGCAUCGGAGCCUGCUCGGGGCCCGCCGCCCCAGCAGCAUUUGCAGGGCAGAAAAGAGAAAAGAGUUGACAACAUUGAAAUACAAAAAUUCAUCUCCAAAAAAGCAGAUCUGCUUUUUGCACUUUCCUGGAAAUCAGAUGCACCUGCAACUUCUGAAGUUAAUGAAGACAAUGAAGAUCAUUAUGCAGUCAUGCCACCUUUAGAGCAAUUCAUGGAGAUACCUAGUAUGGACCGGAGAGAGCUAUUUUUCCGUGACAUUGAGCGUGGUGAUAUAGUGAUUGGAAGAAUUAGUUCUAUUCGAGAAUUUGGAUUUUUCAUGGUGUUAAUAUGUUUAGGAAGUGGCAUCAUGAGAGACAUAUCCCACUUAGAAAUCACAGCUCUUUGUCCAUUAAGAGAUGUGCCUUCUCACAGUAACCAUGGGGAUCCUUUAUCAUAUUACCAAACUGGUGACAUCAUUCGAGCUGGAAUCAAGGAUAUUGACAGAUACCAUGAAAAGCUUGCAGUAUCUCUUUAUAGCUCAUCUCUUCCACCACACCUAUCUGGUAUUAAACUAGGUGUAAUUACUUCUGAAGAGCUUCCUUUGUAUUACAGGAGGAGUAUUGAACUAAAUAGCAAUUCUUUGGAGUCCUAUGAAAAUAUCAUGCAGAGUUCUCUAGGAUUUGUUAAUCCAGGAGUAGUUGAAUUCCUUCUAGAAAAACUUGGAAUAGAUGAAUCUAAUCCACCAUCUUUAAUGAGAGGCCUACAAAGCAAAAAUUUCUCUGAAGAUGAUUUUGCUUCUGCAUUAAGAAAGAAACAGUCUGCAUCUUGGGCCUUAAAAUGUGUGAAAAUUGGAGUUGAUUAUUUUAAGGUUGGACGCCAUGUGGAUGCUAUGAAUGAAUACAAUAAAGCUCUGGAAAUAGACAAGCAAAAUGUGGAAGCUUUGGUAGCUCGUGGAGCAUUAUAUGCAACAAAAGGAAGUUUGAACAAAGCAAUAGAAGAUUUUGAGCUUGCAUUAGAAAACUGUCCAACUCACAGGAAUGCAAGAAAAUACCUCUGCCAAACACUUGUAGAAAGAGGAGGACAGCUAGAAGAAGAAGAAAAGUUUUUAAAUGCUGAAAGUUAUUACAAGAAAGCUUUAGCUUUGGAUGAGACUUUUAAAGAUGCAGAGGAUGCUUUGCAGAAACUUCAUAAAUAUAUGCAGAAAUCUUUGGAAUUAAGAGAAAAACAAGCUGAAAAGGAAGAAAAGCAGAAAACAAAGAAAAUAGAAACAAGUGCAGAAAAGUUGCGUAAGCUCUUAAAAGAGGAGAAAAGGCUAAAGAAGAAGAGAAGAAAAUCAUCCUCCUCUUCAAGUGUUUCUUCUGCUGAUGAAUCAGUUUCUUCCUCAUCCUCUUCCUCUUCUGAUCACAGAAGGCAUAAGAAACGAAAGAGGAACCGUUCAGAGUCUUCUCGAAGUUCCAAAAGGCAUUCAUCUAGGGCAUCCUCAAGUCAGAUAGAUCACACUAGGAAAGAUGAAUGCUAUCCAGUUCCAAGUAAUACUUCUGCAUCUUUUCUUAACCAAAAACAAGAAGUGGAAAAACUGCUGGAAAAGCAGGACAGGUUACAAUACCAAAAGACACAGGUAAAAGAGAAAGAUAGAUGCCCUGUCUCUUCCUCUUCAGUUGAAAUACCAGAAGAUUUUGGAGGUAGGUCUGAAGAUCCAAGAGAUUUUUACAAUAGCUAUAAAACCCAGGCAGGUAGUAGCAAAACUGAAAAGACAUAUAAAUCAGAAAGACAUUUUUCCAGUAGAAGAAAUUCCUCAGAUUCCUUCUGUAGGAAUUCAGAGGACAAGAUAAAAAUGUAUGGUCAUAGGAGAUUUGAAAAGGACAUAGAGGGGAGAAAAGAGCACUAUAGAAGGUGGGAGCCAGGUUCCAUGAGGUAUUCCACUUCACCAGCAAGUUCAGACUACUCUUGGAAGUCAGUUGAAAAACACAAAAAAUACACUUACCCUGGAUCACGUGAUUUCAGUAGACAUGAGCAAAGAUAUCGGGUAAAUACAAAUCAAGGAGAAUAUGAAAGAGAGGACAAUUCUGGGGAAGAUAACAAAACAGAGAUUCCAGAAGAAAGUGGACUAAAUAGUAAAGAGCAAUCAGAAAGCAGAGUUAAAAAAAAUUUACCUCAAAAUUUACUCAAUAUAUUUAAUCAGAUAGCCGAGUUUGAGAAAGAAAAAGGAAAUAAGCAAAAAAAUUAAUAUGCCAUGGAAAUCUGCACCAUUACAUUAAUGCUGUUAAAAUUUUGGGGAUAUUUAGUCUUAACAGUCUGAUGCAGAAAUAUCUGAUCUUAAGAUUAUUUGUAUAGAUUACUGAAUCCCUUUUCUCAAAUUUUAUUUGUUUCAGUUGUAGGUCCCCUUGUCACAGCUUGAGUUUUAGACUUUUCAUGGGUAUGUUUAUGUACAGUGUAUUUCUUACUCUAUUUAAACUACUUCAUCUGAAGAUAAUUCUCUGACAGCAUUGUUUCUUUGUCAUACCAUGGUGUGCGAGAAUUUUGUGGCCCACCUAUCUUGCUGUUUGAGAGAAAAUUAAAAUUCAUACAUUGAACAUUUGGAUCAUUUUCAUCAAAAAUUGUUGUCCUCUUCUGUUCAAUUAAAAGCCCUCAGCUUU